AUGCGGCUGCUGUACGUUCUGAUAGCGGCUGCAGCCUCCCUUCUCGCCAACAUCGAAGCAACGACCUCUGCAGACAGUGCGAAGAUGAUCUCGGUGCAAGUGAGCAAGACAACCCGGAGGUUUCUAAGAAGUCCUAAACCCUACGAAAACAACGAGGAGGAAAGGGCUCCCACAAACAUCCUUACGCUAGUUGACGACGCCGCAAAAGCCCUUCCGUCUGCUGAUGAAGCCGCAAAAGUCCUCCCGACACUCGACGACUUGUUUAGGAUCCAGAAGAUGGAUGAAGCGCCGAAUACAAAGAAGGCGAUGGAGAUUGUCAAACCUCUUUUUGACAAAAUGUCCUCGUAUCCUAAGAUCAAGGAGGCCGCUCUCAAAGAAAUGGAAACGAACCAGAAUCUGAAGUCGUUAUGGAGUCAUUUUAUUCUGUCAAAAAGGGUAAACUUCGACGUCAAGGAGAUUUCUAAGCAACGCCCUAGCGCCAGCUAA
This is a messenger RNA of Phytophthora infestans T30-4, 486 nucleotides long. RefSeq names its product secreted RxLR effector peptide protein, putative. Lineage: Eukaryota; Oomycota; Peronosporomycetes; Peronosporales; Peronosporaceae. The record is from RefSeq and is a predicted model, not a curated record. The transcript has a single exon. The coding region runs from base 1 to 486 and encodes 161 amino acids.